CGAGUCCACGAUUUGAGUGCAAUUAGAUGAUGGGCAUGGCUCCACGAGAGUGGGUUCCUAAUGCUGCAAUUUUUCCCAAUUCAUGAGCUCUGGUUGGAGUGAACCCUCCGAUUUAUCAGUCUUGAGAACAGGUUAUUGGGAAGCAUGAUACAAAUUCAGAUUACGGGGAAAUAUGAGCGAAGUUCGAUCUUAAAUAUUUUGACUAUCUUUAGGAAGUGCCAUUGAGAAGUCUAGGUAAUAAGAAAUUGUGGUAAUGUAGAAUCGUGUGCUAAAAGCAGGAUGGCAGUGUGUGAAGCAUGGCAACUAGGCUUCAUAGAUGCCGAUGUGUGAAACGUGGCAACUUUUAUAAAUGAUAUUGCAGGUAAUUUAUCCUACAUAGUCUCGGGGAGAAAGUUAUACUUUGCCUCCCUUACUUGAGGAGGCUUUUUUUUAAUCCAAUGACUUCGAGAAAACACAUACCAUCAGCACAUGAAGGACGUUCUGUACCAGGUCCUGCUUUCAUUCAUCAUGGUGCAUUGCCUGCUGGCCAUCGUCCGAUGGAACCACUUCCUCCUCCUGAGCUUUUAGAUAGUAGAUUGGCUGUUCAGGCAGCGGAAAUUGAGCAGCUUGCUGUGGAUAAUCAUAGGUUGGCAGCCUCCCAUGGGGCUUUGAGGCAGGAUCUUGUUGCUGCUCAGCAAGAAAUGCAGAAGCUUGCAGAUCAUAUUAGAAGCAUGCAGACUGAGAGUGAUAUCCAGAUUCGUGUAUUAUUGGAAAAGAUAGCAAAAAUGGAAGUUGACAUCAGAGCUGGUGAGAGUGUAAAGAAGGACUUGCAGCAAGCACAUUCUGAGGCACGGAGCCUGGCAUUAGCUAGAAAAGAGCUGACUGCUCAAAUACAAAAGGCCAGUCAGGAGCUGGAGAAAGCCCGUGCUGAUGUCAAAAAAUUACCGGAAAUGAAUACUGAACUCGAUAGUUUAAGGAAAGAACAUCAAAGGUUACGAAUGACAUUUGAGUACGAAAAAGGUUUAAACAUAGCAAAAGUGGAAAAAAUGCGAAUCAUGGAGAAGGAAAUGGUGGGCAUGCAUGGAGAACUGGAAAGAUUGCGUGCCGAGGUGUUCAGUGUCGAGAAGAGAGCACAUGCUCCCUACACGUAUGGUGGACCCAACAUCAAUCCACAUACAUUCUACCCACCUGCUGUACAUGGUAGUGGUGGAUAUGUUGAUAAUUAUGGAAGACCUGCUGUUCCGAUGGGUGCUGGGCCUAUAUCCCCGGGAAUGAUCCCGUAUGGUGGUUCCAUCACUGCAGGUGCUCCUGAUGGAGUUGGAGCUGUAGCAGGAGCUGUUACUGGUGCUGCUGGGAAUCCUUCAUGGACGGGAACAUAUGAUGCCUCGCAUGCUCGGAGGUGAAUGUAUCAGCCAAAACUGGAUCCUGGGGUCCCUUCGUAUGCAACUUAGUAGAAUCUUGUGUUGAUGAUUUACCAAAUACUAGCUUGUAGGCUUGUACUCGUUAGCUCUGAGAAUUCCUUGUAAGUUAUCGUAACCUGUUUCAUGGCUUUAGCCAAAUUUUACUACAAGAAUUGUAGCAUGUUGUUAGCUUCUGUAUAAUAUAGCUUUCCUCUU
Molecule: messenger RNA, 1595 nt
Organism: Coffea arabica (coffee)
Lineage: Eukaryota; Viridiplantae; Streptophyta; Magnoliopsida; Gentianales; Rubiaceae
Product: protein FLX-like 4
Source: RefSeq, a predicted model, not a curated record